Molecule: messenger RNA, 2733 nt
Organism: Filobasidium floriforme
Lineage: Eukaryota; Fungi; Basidiomycota; Tremellomycetes; Filobasidiales; Filobasidiaceae
Exons: 5
Coding region: 1-2733 (910 amino acids)
Biological process (GO): regulation of DNA-templated transcription
Molecular function (GO): zinc ion binding; DNA-binding transcription factor activity, RNA polymerase II-specific
Source: RefSeq, a predicted model, not a curated record
AUGGACGAACCGCCCGCCAAACGAGCUCGGCUGAGCGACUCGCCUCGUACCGAUCGGACGGGGUCUCCUGGGGACAGGUUCGCCAUCUCUGGUCCUGCAACCUCGGGUCGACCCCGUCCUUCCGUCCUGGCUUCUCCUCGAACACAAUCAGAAGCAGAGGCGAGGAGGGGAUCGGUCUUUGCCGGAUCUACCUCGCCCACCCUGGCUCGUCUACCCACAUCAUCACGACAUCCGCAGGGCAAUCCUCCCGGUUAUCCCGUUGCAACUUCUUCACACGCACCCGGAUCUGCUAGUGGUUCUCGUGUGCCGCUUCCUUCUAUCGGUCAGAUGUCGACAGGGUGGACAUCUCAAGUGACAGGAUAUGACCCAGGUCCAGGACCUCCUGCUCGACUGCCCCCAGAGCAAGGGUUCGCAAGGACAGACAGCCUUGGCAUGAUCGUUGAGAGUCACGAAGGGAGCGAUGCGGGGACGGUCGGCAGUCGCGAUCCUGGUCGCGAACGGGCACCGCGCAGCAUGAUGGCUUGUGUACGGUGUCGCAAGCAAAAGAUGAAGUGUGACGGACCCGCCGCGGCGCCCUGUCGAGGUUGCAAGUCGGUCAACACCACUUGCAUCUUCGAGACCCGUACGCGAUCUUCCCGGCCGAAAUCCAUGUCCACGCUAGCACCCGCUCAACCGCUUCCCGCCGUCAUGUCCUCGGUCAUAGGUACACCGACGUCGACACUUGGACCCCCAAUGUACGGUCACAAGUCUACCAGAAGCCUGGAUCCGUAUGCGACCGCACCGCCACCACUGCUUGUGGGGACGGCGACGGGCGCGCCAGAAUCACCUCGGCUGCGACAACAGGCCGUGUUUCAGCCGCCACCGCCGGGACUAGGCAAGGCAGUAGCGGUCGGCGAGCGAAAUCCUGGUUUACCGUUCACACCAGGUCAACCUUCGAACCAGCCUGGACUGUUUGCGUCUUAUCAACCUCGAUCGGGCCACCGACCAUCGUUCUCGACCUCGACUUUGGACAUCUCGAGACCACCUCAAGUGACUGGGUAUGCCGUGCCUCCACAAGCUGGCGGCCAGGUGACUUCGCCCACGACACCUCGAGCCAUGACCGCCUUGCCACACAACCUGUACGCAUUUGAGACCCGCGUCCGACAGCUGGAAAAUACGGCGCGCAAUGUCGAGGUCUUGCAAACCAAUCAAGCGGCGCUCCAGAACACGGUUCAGUACCUCGAACUGCAAGUCCGACAACUCACCGGUCAGCUAGCCGAAUCGUCCGAGAUGGGUCUGAGCCGGAUGUUGAGGCGGGAAAAGGGCAAGCAGAGGGAAGUCUACGUGUCAGAACGGACAUGGGACGCGUACCGGUCGUACAUUUCGCCACUCAGCCCGUGGCUCGUCACCUUGACGCAGCCUACCGACCUGUCUGGAGAGGUAAUUUCCGCCCUGGGUAUUCGUCCUCGAGUAAGCCCGGGACCCAACGAAGCUCAGACGCAGACGAGGGAGAUGGCGAGGAUCGAACUGGCUAGGCUAGUAGCGACGGGUGAAGAUUGGAGUCGGGACGAUAUUCACGCGCUGGGCACGCUCGCGAUGUGGGAAGGGAAUUCCAGCCUGGCGAGUCUGGCGAUCGGGCAAGCGCGCAAGGUGACGGGGAAAAGGAAUGGGGAUCUCGGCAGGGAGAUGAUGCAGGCGAGGGAUACCGUCGAGAUGAUCCUUUUAGAACACAUGCUGUGGUCGAUAGAUUCCCCAUGUUUCGUACCGUCUUCCGUACGCUCGUCCGUAUCAACCACAUGGCGGGACAAGGUCAAGACGCACGUUCCAGCCUUCCCCGCCGAAAAGGACAACGACGUCAAGAUGCUGGCCUGGAUCGAGUACGCAGAGAUGCUUACGGACGUGCAAAACGUCCUAAUGGAUCCGAGUCGGAACAAGACGAGGGCAACGAGUUCGCCACGUCCCGAAAGUAUCGGGUCUGUGCGGAGUGAUCGAAGGGCUGCAGCCGAGAGGUUCAGAUUGGAGCGGUUAGAAAAGCGGAGAGAGUUCCUGGCCGGUUGGGACGGUUGGCAGAGUCGGUGGGGACAAGGUGGCGAUCCUAUCCUGGCACUGCAUUACCACAGUGCGAUCCUUAUUACGACAUCGCCGUUGCUCAUGCAAGAGAUCGAGCCCGUCUCCCUGAUUUCUCCCGGAAAGCCCGCUUCUGUUCAGUCUCCCUUGAUCAGGGAGCCCGGUGACCCCUCUGCACCUGCACCGGGAUCCACCGCUUCCGGUCGAGCGAUCGCAGGUCGACCUGGGUCUGGACCUUUUCCGCUGUGGGAAGAGCUCAGCGCCGAUCACGCCGGUCACGAGAUGCUGGUACGGGCUCGGGAUUCAGCUGUAGCGUUGAUCAGGAGCGUCUGUUCGCCCGAGAUUGCGCGGACGCUGCAUUACUCUUUGCCCAUCUUUCGAUCGCGAUUGGCUUUUGCCAUCUCGCACAUCUUGGCGCAUUCGGUCGCUCUACCACAUUCGACCCUGACGGCGCUCCCAUUGCAUCAGUCUACCUUGCGACUGGCUUACGAAAAGUUGGGCGGGAACAAUCUCAGCAACGGCGGACCUGCUACCGGGUGGACGGCGUUGGGAGAGAACAGCGCGCUCGUCGAGGUCGUACGGACGGGCGAUCUCACGCUGGGGUCUACCCGGAUGUUAUUCGCCGAGGUCGCAGAUGGGUCUAUUGAAGUCGGUCGGGAUCUCUGGGACAGGGUGUUGGGAAAGUAA